UGUGCCCACGAGCAAGAGAGAGGAACUGGGGUGAGCAAGCACUGUGGCUUUGUCUGUUUCCUGUUUCAGCAAAGGCUGCUGUGCAAAAAGAAAGACCGUACUAACAAGGGAAACGCUAAGUGGGCCAUGGAUUGAGAGCUUGCGCUUUACUCAGCUGCUGUCCUGCCCCAUCUGAGACCAGAGCCACGAUCUGCCCAGGAGCUGGAAUGCUCUCCUGAGUUGUUUGGUUUGGAGCCUGGGACCCAAGACCCAGGCAGCUAUUCCAGGAACUGGAAGCCAAGCACAACAGGUGCUCAGGAGGUCAUCAUGAUCAGCCCGGACCCCAGGCCUUCCCCUUGCUUGGCCCGGUGGGCUGAGAGCUACGAGGCCAAGUGUGAGCGCCGGCAGGAGACCCGUGAGAGCCGCCGCUGCCGCCCCAAUGUGACCACUUGCCGCCAGGUGGGGAAGGCACGGAGGCUCCAGCAAAGAGAGCAGCUCCAGAGAGCACGACAACAGGAGUUCUUCAGGAGGAGGAACUUGGAGGUGGAGGAGAAAGGCAAGGCCCAGAGCCCCAGGGCCAAGGAGCGAGGUCCCUCCAGGAGGCCAGGCCAGCCAACUGACCUCAAAGAACCCUUGUCUUGUGCCCACAGGAUCUCUUGCCCCCGGCAGCAGGUGUCAGACACCAGCUCUGAGAGUUUUCACACCCAGCGUCACCCUCCCUCAGGCACCUGGAGGGAUCUACCUGACCGCCCCUCCCAGGCCAGGGACUUUUCACCGAAGGACUCUCCCACCAAAAAACCACCCCAGCACCAUCGCGGCACUCAGACAAAGGCCGAAGCAGCCCAGCCAACAAUUAAGAAUGAUGCCAGUCAGCAAACCAAUUACGGAGUUGCGGUUCUGGAUAAGGAAAUCAUCCAGCUUUCUGAGUACCUCAAAGAGGCCUUACAAAGGGAGCUUGUUCUAAAACAGAAAAUGGUGAUUCUCCAAGACCUACUCUCCACUCUGAUAAGGGCCUCUGACAGCUCUUGGAAGGGCCAGCUUAACGAAGACAAAUUGAAGGGCAAACUGAGAUCUUUAGAAAACCAGCUGUACACCUGUACUCAGAACUACCCCCCUUGGGGAAUGAAAAAGGUGUUAUUGGAGAUGGAAGACCAGAAAAACAACUAUGAGCAGAAGGCCAAGGAGUCACUGCAGAAGGUGCUGGAGGAGAAAAUGAGCGCGGAGCAGCAACUGCAGAGCACACAGCGGUCCCUGGCUCUGGCCGAGCAGAAGUGUGAAGAGUGGAGGAGCCAGUAUGAAGCUCUGAAGGAGGACUGGAGGAACCUGGGGGCCCAGCACAGAGAGCUGGAGAGCCAACUCCACGUGCUCCAGUCCAAACUGCAGGGAGCAGACAGUAGAGACCUACAGAUGAACCAGGCUCUGCGACUUCUGGAAAAUGAGCACCAGGAACUGCAGGCCAAGAUUGAACACCUGCAGGGGGACAGAGAUCUGUACAGCUCGGAUACCCUGCACCUACAAGAUCAGCUGAAGAGGUCAGAGGAGGAGAAACUCGCCCUGGUGGCCCAAGUACAGCAGCUGCAGGGUUUGCUCCAGAAUCAAUCCUCACAGCUUCAAGAACAGGAGAAACUCUUAACAAAGAAAGUGAUAGGACCCUGCCUCAGAGGUGUGGACCUCACCAUCACUGAGAAUUUGGCUGCUUUUUUAGAUCAGGCUUUGCCUGUGUGGAGUCCAAAGCCCUCCCAUUAUGAAGUGGAACCUGAGGGCACAGGGAAGGAGAAAGAAUGGGAUUUCAGAGACCAGCUGCAAAAGAAGACUUUGCAGCUCCAGGCCAAGGAAAAGGAGUGCAAAGAACUGCAUUCGGAGUUAGACAACCUCAGUGACGAGUACCUCUCCUGCCUGCGUAAGCUGCAGCACUGUCGAGAAGAGCUGAACCAGAGCCAGCAGCUGCCUCCCAGAAGGCAAUGUGGCCGAUGGCUCUCGAUGCUGAUGGUAAUGAUCGCUAUAGCACUGGCAGUGUUCCUGGCCAAGAAGGACAGCCUGAUGAUCUGAAUCACUUGUGACCACUGCUUGGGUGAAAACCUGAAGCAAGAAACUCAAUAAAAAACUCAGAAGGUUGAUAUACUUUGAAGGGGGGUGCAUUUUCCCACCUGAGAUUUCUGACUUUGUUAUUAUUUUUUUAACCUAUUGUAAAAUAAAUACUUCAUCUAACA
Mustela erminea (ermine) is the source of this 2189-nucleotide messenger RNA. RefSeq names its product TRAF3 interacting protein 3 (gene TRAF3IP3). The coding region runs from base 307 to 2028 and encodes 573 amino acids. The transcript has 16 exons. The record is from RefSeq and is a predicted model, not a curated record. NCBI's taxonomy places the organism in Eukaryota, Metazoa, Chordata, Mammalia, Carnivora, Mustelidae.